This is a messenger RNA of Seminavis robusta, 2796 nucleotides long. Lineage: Eukaryota; Bacillariophyta; Bacillariophyceae; Naviculales; Naviculaceae. The record is from the annotation of a GenBank genome assembly.
AUGAAUUCGCAAAGUGGAAUUGUGGUCAACGCUCCUGGGCUGGCGGACGAUGACUUUUGCGUUUCCGUGUCGUCAUUAAAGCCCCUUGAAGAUCUAGCUCACUCCUCUACCAGCAGCAUCGACCGCCUCCAACAACAACAAUCGAACAACAGCAACAACAAUAGCAAAACCGACUUUGACGACGAGAAGCUCUCGGCUUCGUCUCCCACCCUUGAUGGGGCAGGGCUCCUCCGCCGGCGUAGGGAGAUUAGCAAGAGUCCCAGCAGGAAGAACAAUAGCAGCAACGUCACGGGAGGGAGCAUCUCUCCGCGCAGUCGCAAACCCAAACUUGGUCUCCUCGAAAACAACAACAGUCCUCUCUCUCGCACCAAAAAGGGCAAGGUCAGUACUAGCAGCCGUGAGCUUGCUGUGGAUGCGAUUGGAUCGAAUCCACCGCUGCAACGGAGUCAUACCACCGGCAAUAGCGGUAGACGAGUGAGGUCUAGUACUAAUAGAGAUAGUAGUCACAGCAAGAAGAGUAGCAGUCGAUCCACCAUGGAUGAAUCCAGAUCCCGACGAGGCGACGGCAGCAAAGCCAUGGACGAGUCCAAAAUGCGACGCAAAUUGGAGCGAGACAAGGCCAUGGAGGAAUCCAGAAAUAGAAAGAGUGAUCGGAGUAUGGAUGAAUCGAAUGCCAGCUCCCUCAGUGCGGCAAGUCGCAGCAGCAAAAAACGGGAAAGCCGACCCAGCAGCAGCCGUCGACCUCGAGACUCCAAAACGAGAGGUCGACGAAGAAGGGGCUCCAGUCGAGACAUGAUUGACAUGUUGUCCGAGAGUGAUCCCGAUCUUGACGAUGACGACGAUGAGAAGGAGGAUGUGCUCGAACCACAACAACAACAGCGCAAACCCCGGUCUACCAAACGAGACUCCAAAUCUCGUGGUAAAAGACAACCCUCCACCAGUCAGAGUAAUAUUGUGGAUGCCGAAGGAGUAGUUCUAUCCGAAGACAGUGAUCCGGAUGAUGUGCUCGAACAAAAAGAACAGCCGCGGCCACGACGACGAGAAAAAACAUUGGAGGAUUCUUCCAGAUCAUCCAAACAACGCAGCGAUCGGACUUCUGCGAAUAUGGACAGCAGCAGCCGCCGCAGAAAAAUAUUGGACGCGUCUGAUGGUGGAAAAGGAGGAUCUCAUCACAGUCUCGAUGCCUCGGCAGUCAGCGUCAAAUCGCGAACCAGAUCUCCCAAACGAGACUCCAAAUCUCGCCCUGGAAAAGCGAGACAACCCUCCUCCAGUCAAAAUACAAUUGAUGCACAAGACUUGUCGGACAGCGAUCCAGAUGAUGUACUGGGACAACAACGGCGACCCAGCAAACGCAGCAGUCGACCCAGUCGAACCAAGGCUGGUAUGGAAGAUGAAAGCACGCGGCAAAAAAGAGGCAGUCGCAAAAAACGAGAAUCCACACAGUCGUUGCACGAUGAUUCCAAGAACAGCCUCGAAGGCAGCGUUCGAUUUGCCGAGCCAGAAUCCAAAAUGGUAGAUGGCAGCGACCGGAGAAUGUCGGACAGCCGGAACAAUCGAAGAGACGGCACUCGGAGAAUGUCCGAUGACAGCGCUCGACGAGAUCGAGACAACCGUCGCAUGUCGGAUGGCAGCAGGAGACACCGAAAAAUGUCCGAUAGGAGCACCAGGGACAAGGAGGGUCGUCGCACUAGUGGUGGAACUUCAAGUAGUAAUCGAAGACGCAGCGAUGAUGCCGAAGCUCGAAGAGCACGACGACAACGCGUGAUACGAAGCAAGGACACGUACAUCCCCCCACCCAGCCACAGCAAGGAUGAGGACGAUGAUCCUUCUUCGCUCAAGGGGCCCAAAGAUGUCGCUCCUUCUUCGGAUCAUGGUACUGCACGUUCUAGUAAACCAAGCAGGAGACGAGUCAAGCGAGCUCCCAAAGACGCUGCUCCUCCCGAUGAGAGACAAGAUGAUGACGACGUGGCCGAGACGACAUGGCAGCGUGGUGGUGGAAGCACGGCCGAGACGACAUGGCAGCGCGGCGGAGGAAGCAAUCUGGAAACGACAUGGCAGCGUGGUGGCGGCAGCAGCGGCGGCGGAAGCAAUCUGGAAACGACAUGGCAUCGAGGAGGUUCCUCGCGACAGCCACGAUCUCGCAGAGGUUUGGCCGUGGAAUCCACCGGUGCCUCUUCCAGACUAGAUGGGCGUCGUUCCGCGGCCAACGCUCCACAGGCAAACUCUCCCACUGUUGCACCCAGACGUGGAGGACGGACGAAUCAACGAGGACGUGUCAAUGUUCGUCAAUCGCAACUAGUAAACAUGGUUUUGAUGACGGACGAAAACGGAGAACCGUCAGAGGAAAUCAGGCAGCUGAGUGAGGUAGAAGAAGCACACGAGACAGAAGGCGAGUUGACCGAAGCUGAAGUGGAAAUGGGAAUUUCUAGCUCAGAUCAUCAUAAGAACCACAUGCGAUCCAUAGGGAAGGCCGCCGUGAAGGCGGUGGCCAAGACAAGUGCCAGUGCCGCGUCGACGGUGGCCAAAUCCAGUGCCAAGGUGGCUGGCAAGGCCGCUCAAUCCGGGGCCAAAGCUGCCGGAAAGGCUGCAACUUCUGGGGCCAAAGCUGCUGGUAAGGCGGUCAAGGGGGUGCUUGGAUUUCGAAAAAAGAAUAAAAAACACUCAUACGCGGCAAACGAGGAUUCCCAGGCUGGUCUGAUAAUGGAGGAUUUGAACGACAGCGACAACCAGAACUUGGAUUUGUGGGACGCCGACGACGAGCCUGACCCGCACAACAGAUCGCCGGAUCAGCUCUAG